Eleginops maclovinus (Patagonian blennie) is the source of this 1800-nucleotide messenger RNA. RefSeq names its product desumoylating isopeptidase 1-like. The record is from RefSeq and is a predicted model, not a curated record. Gene Ontology annotation, molecular function: peptidase activity. Gene Ontology annotation, biological process: protein modification by small protein removal. Lineage: Eukaryota; Metazoa; Chordata; Actinopteri; Perciformes; Eleginopidae. Bases 304 to 798 code for a protein of 164 amino acids. The transcript is spliced from 6 exons.
UAUCAGGGGACUGACACAGUAUGAAAUGAUCCCCAGCUCCAUGAGAAAGCACUUUUCGUUUUGACAGUCAUGUUAUUGUUUACUUUUUGACCAACUGUCAGCAACCGGCAAUUUUGUGCUUUAAUAGUCUUUUUCCUGCUUUAUUUAUUACUUUUUAUGUGAAAAGGCCUAGAUAGUAUCCGUUCCAAUUCCAAGGUAUUUUUCGUUUUAAGUGUUGAUUGCUAGCUACCGGUAAGCUAGAAACUCUCAGGUAACUUGUAUCCAAAGUUAGGUUUUUUUAAAGUAUAAUACCUUCGUGUCACCAUGGACCAAACCGAAUCAUACCCAGUGAAGUUGUACAUUUACGACAUGUCCAGAGGAAUGGCCCGGCAGCUCAGUCCUCUCAUGCUGGGGAGACAGCUUGAUGGGAUAUGGCACACUGCUAUUGUGGUCCAUGGAAAGGAGUUCUUCUUUGUGGGGGAGGGCAUCAACAAUUGUCCACCUGGAAGCACCCCUUUGGGUCAGCCCGACUCCGUCGUUGACCUGGGCUCCACUGAGGUGUCUGCAGAGUUAUUUAUGGUCUACCUGAUGUCCCUGGCAGACUCCACAUAUGGACGUGACAAAUACAACCUGUUUGAGCACAACUGCAACACUUUCAGCAACGAGGUGGCUCAGUUCCUCACGGGAAAAAAGAUCCCGUCGUAUAUCACAGACCUGCCUUCUGAAGUCCUGUCCACGCCUUUUGGCCAGGCUCUCCGUCCCUUACUGGAUUCCAUGGUCAUAAAUCCUGGAGGCAGCAACAUCACGGGGCAGCGGUAGAAAACUUUAAAAGAAAAGUAGUUUCAUUUAAGGUUUCAGGGGGAAUUGGACACUGUCAGACAACAGCUCCACCUUGUGACUCAUCCGUCAGUUUUCCUGUUAAACAGCCAUCAUUUAGACAGUCUUCUCUGUUUAGUUUCUUCCUUUUCUACACAUCCAACGUUUUAGAGACUAUACAAGAGCAGAUUUCUUGAUAAAUAUCUGACUAUGUAUAAGCCACACAGCUUUUCAUACACUUCUUGUUCAAUGAGAAUAAAAUUAAAUCUGAAUCUAAGGUUAUAGGAGCUGCAGUUCAACUCCCAAAUUUAGAGAAAGAAAUCUUGCACUCUCUCCAAAAUGUAUGGGAGUUUUAUGGGAACAGCCAAAAUAUUUUUAAAAGGGUUAAAUAUUAUGAAUACUUAUUAUAUACGUCUAGAUUUGACCUUAACCAGCACUUAACCAGAUCCAUUACCACAGCUUCCCUUCAAACAAUAUAUAUUUUAUCAUCAUGGAUGCAGUUUAUUACAGUUAACCACUAUAUGUUAUAUAUAUUUUGUCAACAUUGUGCUUCAUUCUAUUUGGAAAUGUCUUCAACACAAUCACGGUGUGGUAUUAAAUGAGUCUCUUUUAAUAUCAGACUCCACAUAAAGAAAGUUGUAAUUUUCAGAUUUUAUUUCCCAAUACAGGACCAAUCACUUACACCUUCCAAUUCAAGCUUUACUUGAAAAACUGUGUUAGAUUUAUAAAGACAUAUUGUGCGUGUAAUGUUACAUAUCCAGCAUUUGUGCACUGACAGCAUAACCUUUGAUGUCUUUAAUCUUAUUUCAGGACUCUUUCCUUGACAUUAGGAAUUUUUACAUUGACUAUAUUUAUUUUUAGCAUUGUUUAACCUUAAGUUUAUACUUCUUAAAGUGUGUCUGCAAAGUAUUACAUCUGCUUUAUAUUUUGUACAUGCUCUGAAAUGCUAAUGUUCAUCAAUUGGACUGUAAAAGGUCUUAUUUGUAUUAAAAAUUGUAAUCUGGA